AUGAUUCCAGACACAAAUGAUGAAGCCAUUGUUGCAUACGCUGUUCGUCAAUAUUGUGUCGAUUUACUAGAAAUCUCUGAAGAUGGUGGAUCAAUCCGUCGUAAACAUCCUAUUCCUGACUACCGCCAAAUAGAUUCAAGAACGAUAUAUGUGGAACGACUUGCACAUACAUCCAACGAAGCAUGUAUUCGAUCAGUAUUUCAGUCGUUUGGUGAGAUUGAACAAGUGGUCAUGUCUAAAUCUAUUGUUUCAAAAGGGUUUCCUGGAUGUGCUUUUGUUGUUUUCGCCAAAGCAGAUUCAACGAGUUUAGCUAUUGAUCAAUAUGACGAAUUUUGGAAACCACUUACUUCCAAAACCGACGUUGCUCUGUUUCUCAAAAAUGAAGCGAUAUCUCCAAGCGGACUGCGAGUCAUGUCAAAAUUUGAAUGGAACAGACGGACGCUUGAAUAUGCUAAUUUGCUGGCUGAAAGACAAAAACUAUUAACACAAGUCAAAAUAAGCAAAACCGGUCAACACCAUCACGCUACGUUUGUCUCUGGAGUUGUCUGUUUGUUCGAGGGUAUACACAUAGACACUAAUGCAAAAUACUUGAAGGGAUAUAUUAGAUUUAAAACGGCAUAUGAUGCUCUUGCAGCCGAAACUUAUUUUUCUAAACAAGCCAUUUUACAAUCACACAAGUCAUGCACUGGAAUACUAUGUUCUAGCUCUGAUAGCCCAACAUCCACCUACGAGAUGCGCGUUAAACUACGUAUUCUUCAAGGAAAAGAAGAAAAAAGCUAUUGGAAAUUCAUCCACCACACUCGACGCAGCGCUGGAGUUGUAGAUAUUGCCAAAGACUCGAGGGUUGAACGCAUUGUAUCAUCUCACGUCAAAUUUGACGAGAAUGUAGAUUCUUGUUUAAAAAUAGUUGAUUCUAAUAGCGAAAAUCAAGUGGAGACUGUAAAAAACAACUGCACGAGUCAAUCUGAAGCCAACUUAUUAGGAAAACAUACUAAAUUUGAUGUGUCAGACGACGAUUGUGAUAUCAUGACAGCAGAUCAAAGUAGUGUGUUUGAAUGCAUACCAAAACCUGAAUCUGACAUGGGUGGUCAAAGAAUAAAACGGCUGGCUAGUUUUGAAUUGGAUCACGAGCAGGAUAAUAGUACAGGAGCCUUGCAAUCGACUGGAUCUGGUAAACGACCGCGUAGGAGGCGAAGACACGGAAAACGCAUACAUCAAGGCGAUUCCAUAGCACCUGCUGACAGCUCUUGA
Molecule: messenger RNA, 1251 nt
Organism: Batrachochytrium dendrobatidis JAM81
Lineage: Eukaryota; Fungi; Chytridiomycota; Chytridiomycetes; Rhizophydiales
Exons: 5
Coding region: 1-1251 (416 amino acids)
Molecular function (GO): RNA binding
Source: RefSeq, a predicted model, not a curated record